Messenger RNA from Thamnophis sirtalis, 1945 nucleotides. NCBI's taxonomy places the organism in Eukaryota, Metazoa, Chordata, Lepidosauria, Squamata, Natricidae. The record is from RefSeq and is a predicted model, not a curated record.
UUGGGGAGGGACACUGACUCUCCAGGUUGGCCAAAGAAGAAGUACAAAGAGGGAGCGCAGAUGAGUUGAGAGGGUCCUCCGAGGCUGUUUCAGCAUAGGAUCUGCUCAAGGAAAUAGAUCUCUGGCCUUUUCUGGCCAGAGACUGAAGGUUCGACCUGGGGGCCUUGUGCAUCCAAAGCCAAGUGUUUCUGAGCUUUUCAUCUAUUGGCUUUUUUUAAAAUUUGAUUAUUGACCUGGGUGAAUAGGUUAGGAUUAGGGCAAUUGGAAGGAGGAUUAAGCAAGUGCUACAAAUCCUUUUCUAUUCAUAUCUGUGGGUUGUGCCAGUCCGCAAAAUUUAACUGCAGCACUGGAUUUCUCCUUCAAGAAUGUUUUUUUUUUAAUUAAAAAGUUUUUUAUUAGAUACACAUUAAAAACAUUGGAUAUAAUGCAACAUUUCUGGCAUAAACAUUUCCAUAUAGUUUUUGGAUCUUACAACAAUUACAUUUUAUAUCCAUGUUUGUUUUUGUACCACUUGCUCCUUAAUUUUAGGUGUAAGCAAAGCUCACUAAUAUACAGGUAGCCCUUGACAGACAGCCAUAAUAGAGCCCCCUCCCUAUAGUUGUAAGUAGUGACAGUUAUAAAAGUGGGUCAGUCAUGUGACCAAUAUGAUUUUACAGUCUUUUUAAGCAGUCAUUAAAUGAACAAAGUCAUAAAGCUUUAAGGUAGGUUUGUUGUAACUUUGAAGGUCAUUAAAUAACUGUUGGUAAGUUCAAGACUGCCUAUAAUAGGACUUAACGCUAAACAAGAUGCAAUGUACUUCAUGCAUCUUAAAAUCUGUAAAACAUAAGUAUAUUUGUAUUGAAAGAGAAGGAUGAUUAUUCAUUGAUUAGCUACUGCCUUACCAAGGAAUACAGUUGUAAUGGAUGAAUAACCCCUGCUGUGAGUACUUCAUUAAACAAUUUGUCAAUGAGAUGUCAUCUUGCAGGUGAUGUUGCCAUUUUGAUUUUGGUAGCAAUUCUUUGGGGAACAACCAAUCCAUUUUUGAAAAGAGGAACUGAGGGUCUGGAGCAGGUAAAGAGAGAAAGCAGACCUCAGCAGAUGCUGGCGGAAAUAAAGUUCCUUUGCCUGAAUUACAAGUACAUGUUACCAUUUAUUGUAAACCAGUGUGGCUCAUUCAUCUACUAUCUCGCAUUAGGAUCCACAGAUCUAACCUUGGCUGUGCCUCUUUGUAAUUCCUUGGCCCUGGUCUUCACGGUGGCAACAGGGAAAGUUCUUGGAGAAAACAUAGGUGGUCCAAGGGCCGUUCUGGGAAUGGUCUUGGUAGUCUUGGGCGUUGCCAUCUGCAUAGCUGCAUCUGGGCACAGAAAUCCAUGAGAGAUCUCCAAAGAAGAGUGGAAAUUCUGUGGAAGACCAUUCUGAAUCUGUGCAACUGCUAAUGCCACCCUCAAAAGUUGCAGCAUGGGGUAAACAAUCCCUGGCUCCAUGUUAGAGAGAGCAUGGUUCUUCAUAUCCUGGCAAUCGCUCCUUCAUGCACUUGGAUUCCAAAGGGCCCUGGGUCCCUAGAUCUUGUCUUGAUGUUCCUGUUAGCCAGAAACUUUGUGGGCCCCCGAAAUUGCUUUAAUGGAAGCAGCAAGAUCAGGGGCCUCUAAGGGAAGGCAGAAAGAUCUCAAAACUGAGCAUUUACUGCUCAGAUACCCUUUCUGAUGCCAUGUGGAACUUCUCUUUGUGCCCAGAGAAAUAUCUCUGAACUGUAAAGUCUUUUGACUGAAUUGAACUGUCCAUAACCAGAGAGCAGACCCCACUCCCCUCUAGCACUGAUGAUGUUACCUAGUUGGGUAAUGAAACAUCUGUAAGAAAAUAACCAAGUUCAGGGAGUACCAAAGACUCCACAGAUUGUACUUCAUUUAACACGUCUUGAUUUUACAUAAAUGCAAAUUCAUUCACUGCAGUAAACUAAAAUGAAUCA